AUGGGUGCUAUCUUUAGUAAAGAUACCAAAAAAUUAAUGGAUAAGACAUAUGUUUUAUCAGUUCGUUUGUGUGAUAAGGUUAUAAGGCCAUUUUUAUUUUAUUGUUUCACACCCUUAAUAUUUGGAUAUGGUUUAUAUUAUAAUAAUGAAUUUACAAUAAAUCCUCUUAAAUUAAUUCCAAAAGUAUUUAUUGGAUGA
This is a messenger RNA of Plasmodium gallinaceum, 198 nucleotides long. Its product is annotated as conserved Plasmodium protein, unknown function. Bases 1 to 198 code for a protein of 65 amino acids. NCBI's taxonomy places the organism in Eukaryota, Apicomplexa, Aconoidasida, Haemosporida, Plasmodiidae. The transcript is spliced from 2 exons. The record is from RefSeq and is a predicted model, not a curated record.